This is a messenger RNA of Zeugodacus cucurbitae (melon fly), 1410 nucleotides long. Its product is annotated as phosducin-like protein. Gene Ontology annotation, biological process: regulation of G protein-coupled receptor signaling pathway. Bases 112 to 948 code for a protein of 278 amino acids. The transcript has a single exon. The record is from RefSeq and is a predicted model, not a curated record. NCBI's taxonomy places the organism in Eukaryota, Metazoa, Arthropoda, Insecta, Diptera, Tephritidae.
UGAUUUACUUUUGACAGCAGAAUUCCAUUCAAGAAAAGUUAUACACAGUAAUUAAAUUUAGAAAUCUCAAAUUAAAGUAAUAAGUAAAAUUAAUAAUAUUAUUAAAUAAAAAUGGCAACAUUAGAAGAUAAAUUAAUGGGAGAAAAGAUGGAGUACUAUUGUAGCAGUAGUGAAGGAGAGGACAAUUGUGAUGAUAGUGAAAGUAGAGGACGGGGUGCUGGUGGAAGUAAACAAGGGCCCUCUGCUUAUAUUGAUCCUGAUGUGUGUCCGCCACCCCCGGCAGAAGGAUAUCGUUCGCAAGUUUCCACUAAUACUGGUCCUAAAGGUGUAGUGCAGGAUUGGCAACGUUUUAAGCAACUACAAGCAGAGAAAAGAGAGGAAUCAGAACGUCAACGCAUAGAAUUGGCUAAAAAGUUAUCUAUGACAACGGCCACUGCCAAGGAGGAGGAGGAGCGCAAGCGGCAGGAAGAGAUCGAUGCUGAAUUAGAUGAACUUAUGAGCGAAGAUUUCUUGCAACAAUAUCAAAAGCAGCGUAUGGCCGAAAUGUUACGACAGUGCGGUCAUAUAAAACAAUUUGGUAAAGUUAUAAACUUAACGACGCACGAUGAAUUUUUAGAUUUUGUAGAGAAGGAAAAUAAACACACUACCGUUAUAAUACAUAUUUACGAUAAGAGCAUAAGCGCUUGCUCGACAUUGAAUAAUUGUCUUGAUUCCCUAGCAACAGAGUAUCCCUCCAUAAAGUUUGGUAAAAUUUGCAGUUCUGUCGCUGGCAUGAGUCGCGACUUUCGUGCAAAAGGAUUACCAGCGCUGCUUGUAUAUAAGGCUCAAGCAUUAAUUGGAAAUUUUGUACGCGUUACAGAUGAUUUAUCGGAUGAUUUUUUCCCAUCAGAUGUGGAAAGUUUUCUUAUAGAAAAUGGUAUAGUCGUUGACAAGGCCUUGUAUAAUUAGAAAGUUUUUUGUUUUAUACAACAAGAGCGAAAUGGAGUCUACACAAUUAAUGAGAAAAGUAAAUGAAAUUAAGUGUAAUUAAAGUAUAUAUUUUGGCUUAGGAACAUGUUAUUUGCAAUUAUCGGAAAAAGAUUGUGUGUAAUAUUUAUAGUGCGGUCCAGAAUCCAAAUUAUAUUAACUUAAGCCUUCAAUGUGUUCCUUUAAAAUUUAUACAAAAGAAAACACAAGUAAUUAAAUUUUAUAUAAAAAAGAAAUAGUCUAAGAAUACUUCAACAUUUGUAAUAAGCCAAUCAUUAAAAGAGCUUACGAUACACUGCUCUCAUUAGGUACUUAAGUGUAUUUAAGUAAUCAAUCUUAUGUAUAUGUAUUGUGAAUUGAUGUACAAAAUAAAAUCAUCUAAAAUCAGUAAUCAUUGUAUUGUGCGAAAAAAUAAAAAAUAAAGCAAUAAACUACUUUGAUGUA